This is a messenger RNA of Varanus komodoensis (Komodo dragon), 3847 nucleotides long. It is a transcript of the gene DEK, whose product is annotated as DEK proto-oncogene. Lineage: Eukaryota; Metazoa; Chordata; Lepidosauria; Squamata; Varanidae. Gene Ontology annotation, cellular component: nucleus. Gene Ontology annotation, molecular function: DNA binding; histone binding. Bases 223 to 1323 code for a protein of 366 amino acids. The record is from RefSeq and is a predicted model, not a curated record. The transcript is spliced from 11 exons. Gene Ontology annotation, biological process: regulation of double-strand break repair; chromatin organization.
GACAACCCGCCAUUUUGAAACGUUGUUGAUUUUUCUGGGGAGAGUGGAGUAACGCCAGGCGCACGCCUUAAGUCCCGCCCCCUCCCUCUCUACCAUUCCGGGCUCUUAUUCCCUGAGGGGGGCUGUAGUGCUCUGUUCGCGGUUGCCUCGGCUCCCGGCGUUGCCGUUUCCACUUUCUGAGAAGCGCCCCGCGGUGCCCGUCUCUGGCCAGAAGAAUCAGUCAUGUCUUCUGUUUCUGAAAAAGAUGGUUCAUUGCCCGUCGAGCAAACAGAAGAAAUAGAACCAGAGAUUGAAAACAAAGUUGAAGAUAGUGAAGAGGAGGAAGAGGAGGAAGAAGAAAAAGAAAAGAGUCUCAUUGUCGAAGGAAAGAGAGAGAAGAAAAAAGUAGAAAGGUUGACCAUGCAAGUGUCUUCAUUGCAAAAGGAACCUUUUACAAUUACACCUGGAAAGGGACAAAAACUUUGUGAAAUUGAACGGAUACAGUACUUCUUGAGCAAAAAGAAAACAGAUGAACUUCGAAAUCUGCAUAAACUUCUUUACAACAGACCAGGCACAGUUGCUUCAUUAAAGAAGAAUGUGGGCCAAUUCAGUGGUUUUCCAUUUGAGAAAGGAAGUGACCAAUAUAAAAAAAAGGAAGAAAUGUUGAAAAAAUACAGAAAUGCAAUGCUGAAAAGUAUAUGCGAGGUUCUUGAUUUGGAAAGAUCAGGAGUUAAUAGUGAACUGGUAGCCAGAAUCUUAAACUUCUUAAUGGAUCCAAAACCUUCAGGCAAGCCAUUGCCAAAAUCCAAGAAAGCAACCAACAAAGGUGGUAAAAAAGAACGAAGUAGCUCUGGAACAGCACGGAAAGCCAAACGCACCAAAUGUCCUGAGAUCCUGACUGAUGAAUCCAGUAGUGAGGAAGAUGAAAAGAAAGAAAAAGAUGAAUCAUCUGAAGAAGAUAAAGAAAGUGAAGAGGAGCGACCUAAAAAGACAUCAAAAAAAGAAAAGCCCAAGCAAAAAACUGCUUCAAAAAGCAAAAAGGGCACAAAGAAUGCUAAUGUUAAGAAAGCAGAUAGUAGCACAACCAAGAAGAGUCAAAACAGCUCCAAAAAAGAAAGUGAAUCUGAGGAUAGUUCAGAUGAUGAGCCUUUAAUUAAAAAGUUGAAAAAGCCACCUACGGAUGAAGAGCUGAAAGAAACAGUGAAGAAGCUAUUAGCUAAUGCAAACUUAGAGGAAGUUACCAUGAAACAGAUUUGUAAAGAGGUAUAUGAAAGCUAUCCCAGUUAUGACUUGUCUGACCGAAAAGGCUUCAUCAAAAAAACAGUGGAAGAGCUCAUUUCAUGAUCUAAUGGGAAGACAUGAAAGCUUCAGACUUGUUCCCGUGGAUUUAAAUAUUUUACAGAACACCAGCAAAAAUGUCAAUUUGUUCUUUUGCCCUUUUGGUAUAACAUAGUAUUUAGUCAGGGAUGAUUCUACUGACUUAAUGUCCUGAGUGUUAAUGGAAAUUACUUCAACUUUUUAAAAUUGCGUUUAAUGCAGUUCUUAGAUUUUUGCAUGGCAAAAAAUGUUCCCUGCUUUUUGUACAUCAUGAGGUUUCUUUGAACAAGCAGAUCUACUAUAGCUGUUGUAGGUUUUAGUGCAUUGUAAUGUAGAGGUUUUUUUUUAAAAAAAUCAUUAUGAAAGCUGUUGUCUGUACAUACACAUGCUGAGACUGUCAAAUACUACAGUAUUAGGCAUUACAUUGAUUUUGAAUAUCUACCCAUUCUCUUAAUCAGGAGUAAGUCAUGAGCCCUGACAAUGAUUAUUCUAAAUUAUGAUUAUCUUGCAUGUGUACACAUCUUGAGAACUGGCAAAGCAUGGUAACUUGCAGAUGUUAUUUUUGUACUUUUAAGAGUUUGUAUAUAAGCUUAAUUCAAUCUCCUUUGCUUAAAAUCAGGUGGUUUAGAAGAAUAAUCAGUGCGUUUUAGAGGACUGGACCAGUGUCAGUGUUCAGGAGUGGGGUUAUGAUUAAUUAGGAAGGAAGGAGGUAUAACUACCGUACAAAAGAAAUGUUUGCCUUCUAAAGAAAUUCUUCUUUGCACUCAUAUUUUUCAGUGUUUAACUGGGUAGAGGCAACUACAAAUUACCUUGUUCUAAAGGCUUUACAUUAGCAGUAGGCAAUUUGUGACCUUUCAGAUGUUUGAUCUCAACUUAUGUGAGACAUAGCCAGUGGUGAGGGAUGGUGUGAACUGAAGGCCAAACAUCUGGAGAGAUACAUAUUGCACUCCUGCUUCAUAUGAUGCCUGCAUAUUGAAUCCAAUAUAUAGGAAAAGCAACUAUGACUUUGAAAUAAGUCUUUCCUGAGGCAGACAAGUCUUUGAGAAAGUCAUGUUCAGUGUGUAUAACUUUCUGUUUUAAAGUUCCUGGAAAAUCAAUCUUCCUUAUCUAUGAGUGAUUUCAGAAUAGAACUUUAAUACCUUCAUGGUAUCAGCUGGGCAUUUUUGUAUUUCUGUAUUUAAAGUUAAGGUGUAUUUGUAAGUGGGGGCAAAAAACCUUAAUACCACAGUCCUCUAUCUAUCCAUUCAGAAGUGAGUUUUUGAGUUUAAUGGGGCUUCUUGUCAUGUAAAAUUGUUACAGGAUUGCAGCCUGGGGAGGGGGGAGCAACUAUAUGGCUCCCAAACUGUCUGAAGAACUAUAGGGUGCUUCAGAUUCUAUGGUCCAAAGUUACAGAUAGCACUCUGACUUUAGAGGGGUGUAUCUGCAAACUGCCCUCUGCCCCCUUGCAGCCAGCCUUGAAAAACUUGCUCCAGCUGCCUCCUCAGUGUUGGGAGUAUGACCUUGGAGAUGGUGAAAAGAGAGUAUUUCAGUGAGUGGGCCAAGGGAGAGGCCAAAAUAUGAGCUACCCUGGGGCUUCCUGAACUCCUUCCCUCCCACUCUGAAACAUUUUUCUAAAUUGGCAAACAAUAACCCUGUCUAGCAAUAACACAGGGAGGAAAAUAUUAUCCCAGCUGUUCCUACUCCCUUGCAUAGAAUGAGCAUAUAUGUCAGUUUGGGUGUUUAUAGUCAUUGUAAUAGGAUUGUAUCCUAAGGGCACCAUCCAAUGUGGGACAGAGGAAACACAGUGGCACUCUGCCUCCAUGCUCUAUUGACUGCCUGUACCCUUCUGAGUAGGUGGUGGGGAGGAGCUAGGCAUUACUGUCUAAUGAACAAGCCAGGCAGGACUUCAGCCCCUCCUUGCAUGCAUGGGCAAAAGGCUUAGCUGAAUUUGGCCAAGAGAGCAGCUGCUCUGAAAAUGGUCUUCUGUCUUAGGAGCAGCAGUCAGUGUAUAGAGAACCUCUGCAAGAGCAGCAGGUGGUCUUUCUGAACACCGCUGCAACUUCAGAGGGAGUUUUAACAAAAAUUGGAGUGUGACUUUUCCUGUAGCUAGCCAGACAGCAUUUAUCAGACAUGGGAUUGCCCUACAUGUAUCAACUUUAGACCCCAGCUGCUUUAAGAGUAAUAAUAUAAAUUAAAACCUGUUCUGCAGGCAGUUCACGAAUUAAGUACCUGCUCAAAAAAUGUCAUUGUCAGUAAAGCUAUGCCCAUUGAUCAUGAAUCAGAGCUCCCAACAAAUGCCAAAUAUGUGUCAUAAUACAUAAAUGAUUGUAUUGAUUGCAAGUACUGCAGGUUUUAAAUACAAUAGUAAUAUGUAGUUAAGAAUCAUAGAACUAUAUUAUGAAAAUAUUCAGUCAGUAAGCUGAUCAGUCUCUACCAUUUUUACAACUUUUUUGCAUGUGAUCCUUUAUAUUAAGGCUGAGUGUAACAAGCUUUAUAUUCAAUAAAUGUCUUUAAGGAGAAUGUAUAUUUGAUAUUUUAAUACAUGUACAGUAAAACUUGAUACAGAAUCAAA